This is a messenger RNA of Cajanus cajan (pigeon pea), 942 nucleotides long. RefSeq lists its product as uncharacterized. The record is from RefSeq and is a predicted model, not a curated record. NCBI's taxonomy places the organism in Eukaryota, Viridiplantae, Streptophyta, Magnoliopsida, Fabales, Fabaceae.
AACUAAUUGGGCCUUUUUGGGCCCUUUGUUGGAGAUUUGAUUAUUAUUGACCUAACCCAAAUGAAAACAAAAAAUCUUCCCUGAAAUUCACUUCCACAGCGGAACAGCGAAAAAACCUUCUUCUUCGACCUCGAUGGAGGGUAAGCUUGCUGAAGAACUUUAUGGUGAAAGUUUACAAUUGUCAAAAUUAGAACUCACAUCCAGCAGUGCUGAAAAUAAUGAAAAAAUGGCAAACGAUUAUGAUGGUGAUGAUUUGAGUUUGUGGGAUGAUUCUGAUGACAAGUUGGAUAGUUCGUCGGAUUUGGAAAGGGAGUGGCAGAGGAGGCAUGAACAAUUCCAUACGAUUGGGUAUCGAGAUGGACUUAUAGCGGGGAAGGAAGCUUCUGCACAAGAAGGUUUCAAUAUCGGUUUCAAACAAUCGGUUCUUGAUGGUUACAGUUGGGGUGUUGUAAGAGGUGUUACCAGUGCUUUUUCUCAUCUUCCACAUCAAUUAAAAGAGAUGUUGAUUGAAACACAAGAGAAGAGGAAUGAAUUCCAAGGGCUGUAUGAAUCUGUGCAUUCUUUGUCAACAACAGAUGCUCUUAAAUUGUUUAGUGAAGAAAUCAAAGAACAAGAAGCUUUGAAACAGAGUGAGCACUUAGAAGUUAGCCAUCACACAGCUCGUUUGCCAGAGCAGCCUUCCCAUGGCUCUCAACUGAGAAACUACCACGGUCAACUUGAAUCUCUGCUUCAUGAUUCUCCUGCCAUUGGUAUUCAUUUAUCUGAACCAAAAUAAAAUGGUGAAUUUGUGAUCUAUAAUUUUGUGACACACUUUAGCAUAGGAUGAUAAGAGCUUCUUUGUAGAACAUGUUUUCCAUUUUUAUUGUAAAGACAGAUCAAUUGAUGUAAUUGUUUAGUUAUAUUAAUAGAAGUUGUUAUGUGCAAUGUAAACUAAACUUUCAA